This is a messenger RNA of Nothobranchius furzeri (turquoise killifish), 1414 nucleotides long. RefSeq lists its product as uncharacterized. The record is from RefSeq and is a predicted model, not a curated record. Lineage: Eukaryota; Metazoa; Chordata; Actinopteri; Cyprinodontiformes; Nothobranchiidae.
GAACAAACACAGAUAAGCUUCGGGACACUGGUUAGACAGAGAGAUGAAGCCAUGAUCUUGACAGGUCCCAGUCGGUGUCUUCCUUCUCCGGCCACCGUCCAGGAGCUGUUCUCUGUGGCUCGGGAUGCCAACAUCCUCCCAGACAUCUCCUUGGAUCCCGUCCUCACGACUUUCCUUUCACUGGAUUCCUUUCCUGCGCUGCAGCACCAGUACGAAUUCUUACAGCGGAGCAUGAGCAAAGAGCAGCAGACUACGUUUAACCUUAACCUCACCCGGGAGGUGGGCUGCUGCAGGGUUUCAUAUGGAGGAGUGGGGGUCAUUGCUCUGGCUCUGUCCAUGCUUUUUGAUCAGGUUGCCCAGCAAAUUCGAGCUCCAGGUACAACACAGGGCCAUGUUUCCACUCCCAGAUCCAAAACUAAGAGGAUGUUUGGUAUCGACACAUCUUCUAGAAUAGGCCUGAUUAUCCAGAGCUACCUGAGCCUCGUCCCUGGCAUUGCCAACGACGAGGAGGAGAUGGCUGAGGCCACGGAGCUCUAUGACAACUGGUUAAAAUUGGAGCUGCUGGACCAUUAUGAGAGGAUGACCACGAAGAAGAGAAUGAGCACAGAGUCCAUGCAACAGUGGCUGGUAGGAGCGGCAAUCCAUCUGCACAUGAGGAUCCACCAGGUUCGUCUGCGUUCUGUGCCUUUAGGGUCAGUUGAGUCGUUGCGUUUGUCUUAUAAGACCGGAUUAAAUCACCUGAUUGAAGGCUACACUGCUUAUUUACACAGAAACAUAUUGGAAAAAGUGCCUUUAAACCCCAAACCUGGACCAGCCAUGUUGCUUAAAGACACCACCAUCAGUAAUGUCACCUCCUCCAGUGCCCUCAUUCCUAACUCCAGCAUGGUUAACUCAGCUGAUAACGUCAUUAAUUGGACCACACCCAGUCCAGCUGCAGGAAAUGCCAGUGGUUGUAAAACAAAUGAAUCCAGAGAAAACUUUGGACCCUGUGUGCUGAAAGGAAGUGAUAACACAAAAGAUGGUGUGAACACAAGGGAGGAGGAAGACAGCAUGCUUGGUCUAUUGGUCAUUGAGCCUCAGAGAAAAGUGAAUCACAGUGUUCAGCAUCACCCUUGUGAGUCUCCUGCCAUCCAACAGGAUUUGGUGACCCGUAUUAUGAGAGCGCAGGACCUGGAGCGCAACAGAAGCUUUUUCCUUUACUCGGAAAAAGUCUUCAGGAGCCUGCUCAUGCAGAAGAAUGACUUUGAGCUGAGGACAAAUUAGAUUAAAAUCAGUUUUGGGCAUUUCAUUUUUGCAUAUAUUAGGUCUGCUCACCACAGUUUGUUGAGAGCAUUAAUUCAGUUGAACUGUAAGAUUCAGAUAUAGUGAUUUAAACGUGUUAUAAAUAAAUAAAUAAAUAAAUAAAUAAAUACAU